AAUGCAAUGAUUUUAUCAAUUUAUAUUGUUUUAAUCUUUUCAAUAUUAUGUACAUCAUGGGAAGAUCAAUAUAUAUCUAUAAUAACUGAUAAAGAAAAUUAUAAAAUAUUUCGGCCUAUAAAAGCAGAAGUAAAUAAAUAUUUUCCAACAUGGAAUAGUUUAGAUAGUCGUCCACUUCCAAAUUGGUAUAAUGAUGCGAAAUUUGGUAUUUUUAUUCAUUGGGGUAUUUUCAGUGUUCCUAGUUUUGGCUCUGAAUGGUUUUGGAAUAAUUGGAAAGAAGAACAUAUUGGUACAAAAUACCAUGAUUUUAUGAAACAAAGGUAUCCCCCUAAUUUUACAUAUCAGGAUUUUGCUCAUGACUUUACUGCUGAAUUUUUUAAUGCAUCACAAUGGAGUGAACUAUUUCAAGCUUCAGGUGCAAAAUAUAUUGUAUUGACAAGCAAACAUCAUGAAGGAUAUACUUUAUGGCCUUCAAAAUACUCAUUUAGUUGGAAUUCUAUAGAUGUAGGACCACAAAAAGAUCUUAUAGGUGAAUUAGCUACAGCAAUAAGAAAUUUAACUAAUUUGAAAUUUGGUCUUUAUUAUUCUUUAUACGAAUGGUAUAAUCCUCUUUAUCUACUUGAUAAAAAUAACAAUUUUACAACUCAAAUCUUUGUUGAACAAAAGAUAAUCCCUGAAUUACAUGAGUUAAUAGAAAAAUAUAAACCAGAAAUUAUAUGGUCUGAUGGUGAUUGGGAGGCAUCAGAUGAUUAUUGGAAAUCAAAAGAAUUUUUAGCUUGGCUAUAUAAUGAAAGUUCUGUAAAAAAUACAGUAGUAGUAAAUGAUAGAUGGGGUCAAAAUAUAUCAUGUCAUCAUGGUGAUUUUUAUACAUGUUCUGAUCGUUAUAAUCCUGGAGUACUUCUACCACAUAAAUGGGAAAAUUGUAUGACAAUUGAUAGAAAGUCUUGGGGAUUUCGUAGGAAUGCUGUUCUAUCAGAAUAUUUUACUUUAGCAGAAUUAAUAAAAGAAUUAGUAAUUACUGUAAGCUGUGGAGGAAAUUUAUUAAUGAAUGUAGGACCAACAAAAGAUGGUAUUAUUACUCCAAUAUUUGAAGAAAGAUUACGUAGAAUGGGUGAUUGGUUAAAAAUAAAUGGAGAAGCUAUUUAUAAUACUAAACCUUGGACAACACAGAAUGAUACUUUAACUUAUAAUGUUUGGUAUACACAAAAUAGAAACACAAAACAAAUUUAUGCAAUAAUUCUUACAUGGCCAAAUGAAGGUGUAUUAUAUUUAGGAUCAUUUCGAGCAACUUCCAAUACACAAAUUUCUGUACUUGGAUCUAAUUUAUUAAUAGAGUGGAAACAAACUAUUAAAAAGUUGAAAAUAUUCUUACCAGCAGAACUUAAUAGAGGACAACCAGCUUGGACAUUGAAAAUAAAAUAAAAAUAAUAUUAAUUCUUCAUAAAUGAGAUUCAUUUGUAAAAAGAUUAAAUUAUACAUUUGUAGUUAUGUAUGAUAUAUUCAAACAUUACUUAAAUUCUAUUCUUAAUUUAAAAUGUUUUAAAAAGUUAUUGAAUUUUUGCUGAAUUUUUUAAAGAUUUUUUUUACCUAUUGAAGAACACAAAUGACAACGCAAAAAUAAAUAAAUAAUUCCCAUUUUUGAAAUAAAGAUAAAAUAAGGACUUAAUUAAUCUUUUUUAAUUAAAUAACAUAUUUAGUUUUC
Molecule: messenger RNA, 1702 nt
Organism: Apis laboriosa (Himalayan honeybee)
Lineage: Eukaryota; Metazoa; Arthropoda; Insecta; Hymenoptera; Apidae
Gene: Fuca
Product: alpha-L-fucosidase
Exons: 6
Coding region: 7-1422 (471 amino acids)
Biological process (GO): glycoside catabolic process; fucose metabolic process
Cellular component (GO): lysosome
Molecular function (GO): alpha-L-fucosidase activity
Source: RefSeq, a predicted model, not a curated record